Messenger RNA from Clunio marinus, 1188 nucleotides. The record is from the annotation of a GenBank genome assembly. NCBI's taxonomy places the organism in Eukaryota, Metazoa, Arthropoda, Insecta, Diptera, Chironomidae.
AUGGAAAAUAACUCAGAAAUUAAGAAAAAUUAUACUGAAGAAGAAAGAUUGGCACUUGCAUCGAAGCUUGAUGCUGAUCUUGAUUCAUUUAUCUCUUCUUUGGAAAAGAAAAGAUACACAGAAGGAUGGGCGGAAGACAAAUGGGAAGAGGAGAUGGAAAAGCAUCCAUUUUUCAUGAAGAAAGCACCUGAGCCUGGCGAUGAUGUUCAUCCAAUGCUUGAAGGUCUUCAACAGUUAAAAUUUGAUCCUGAAGAUAACACACCAGAUGAACUUGCUGAGAAGUAUAAGGAAGACGGCAAUUAUUGGAUGAAACAUAAAAAAUAUCGAAUCGCUGUCAUGAACUACACAGAAGGAAUUCAACAGAAUGGCGAAAAUCAGGAAUUGUUAGCAAAUCUUCUCAAUAAUCGAUCGGCAGCACAAUAUUUUUUAAAGAAUUUUAGAUCAUCAAUAACCGAUGCUCGAUUAGCUAUUCAAAAGAAAUUAGAUUAUUCGAAAGCAAAAGUGAGAAUCGUCAGAUGUUUGUUAGAGUUAAAGAAAUUUAAAGAAGCAUGCGACGAGGUUCAAGAAUUUCUAGCGGAUGAUCCAACAAAUAAAGAACUGAUUGAUCUUCAGAAGAGUGCAAUAGAGAAGAAAACUGAAAGAAUGAGAGAUGAAAGAAAGAAUCAAAUGUUAGAGAAAAAGAAGCGACAAGAUUUUCAAGCUUUAGUGCAAGUUCUCGUUAAUAGAAGAGUGAAAUUUGAAGAAAUUCGUAAAGGAAAUAUUCUUUCAGAUUUAACAGCGGAGAUUAUCAAACCGAAAGUAGAACCAUUGGAAUAUUUUCCUAUUACACUAGACAAACAAGGAAUUGUUCACUACCCAGCAAUUUUUGCUUAUCCUGAAUAUCAAUUGACAGAUCUUCAACAGCAAAUCAGUGAAAAAAUUACAAUUCAAGAAUGUUUAGAAGAUAUGUUUGCAGCAACUGACGAUGAUUCGCCACAGAAAUACUCAAAUCCAGAUGAACUCAACGUUUACUACGAAAAUCGUUUAGCAGCGAAAUUAAUCAAAGUCAACAAACAAAACACAAUUCAAAGCAUUGUAAGUGAGAAAGAUUUCUGGAUUUACAAUGGCUAUUUAACAUUCUACGUUAUUCCUAAUGAAAGCAAAGCUGAAAAGGAAUUUUUAAAUCAACCACGAAAACCUUUACUGUGA